ACUCUUCCCAAAAUCAAUAUAAGUAGAGAAAGGAAGCACCCUCUUAGUUUGUAUCACCACCACAACAAAGCACCAACAAACAAAGAAACACAGCUAGAGAAAGCAUUUUGUCAAAAGACUUUGAGACCAAAAAUGUCUUCUGAUGAGAAUCAGGGAACCCCAGCCUCCGUGGUAAAAGCUGCGUACUGGUAUCCAGAUGGAGAGACCCCUGAGGCCAUAACUUCGGCCGAAACCAUUCCCUCAGCUCUCUUCACUCACCUUUUCUGCGCCUUCGCCGAUAUCGCGACUGACGGCUACAGAGUUUAUAUCCCCCCAAAGCACGAAUACAUGUUUUCCACUUUCACUGACACCGUCAAGAUUAAAAACGACCAGGUGAAGACCCUCUUGUCGAUCGGCGGAAGAAAUGGAAACAAUUCUACGCUUGCGUCCUUGGCAAGUAAACAGCUGCUUCGCACAAUGUUCAUUAAUUCUUGGAUAUGGAUCGCUAGAUCUAACGGAUUCCAUGGUCUCGAUUUAUCAUGGGAGUACCCAAACAGUGAUGCUGAGAUGAACGACUUUGGGGACCUAAUUAGAGAAAUGCGAGAUGCGGUUGACGCCGAGUACUCGCUCACCAACCGACCGAUUUUGCUGUUGACGGCUGCCGUUUACUACUCCCCGGUCUACAAGAAGUUUACCUACCCAGUUGAAGUGAUGAAAGAUAGCUUGGAUUGGGUAAAUAUCAUAGCUUAUGAUUUUUGCGGUCCGUCCAUUACUACCCCUGGUCUGCCCGCUUGUCUGUAUAAUCCUUGGGAUAAAGAUCCAUGCGGAGACUCUGGUUUGAAACAGUGGAUUAAGGCCGGACUUCCAGAGAAGAAAGCAGUCUUUGGAUUCUCAUACCUUGGCUUGUCCUGGUCCUGGAAUGCCGAAGACGACAAGGAUCACGGUAAUGAUGCUGCAGCCAUCACCCGAGGGGGAGUAGCAUUGUCACCUAACGGUUCUAUCAGCUAUAGUAAGAUAAAGGAGUUCAUAAAGGAUUACGGACCUACAACGGAACAUGACAAGGUAGUGGUCGAAGAUUACUGUUUCUCCAAGGAGAUUUUGAUUAGAUACGACGAUACUCAGAGCGUCGUGACGAAAGUGGGAUACGCUAAGCAGAACGGUCUGCUUGGUUACUUUGCCUGGAACGUUGGAGCUGACGAUAACACUCUUCUAUCCACCGCAGCAUCGCAAGCAUGGGAUGCUUAAUACACACAACCAUCGGAGGAGUUCCACAACGGAAAAAAAAGUGAAUGAAAAAAUAAAUAGAUAAAAGAGGAGUGAAGAAUAAAGGGAAACACGUUUGCUUAUGUUAUUGCUGUCUACUUAUGUUUUCUAAAAUAAAUAAAAAAUAAGAAUGCUUGCUUAUAUUAUUGUAAACAAAAUUAAUUAAAUUGGAAAAAUCUUUUUGUGCAUUUAUUCUG
This is a messenger RNA of Camelina sativa (false flax), 1439 nucleotides long. RefSeq names its product class V chitinase-like. Gene Ontology annotation, biological process: carbohydrate metabolic process; chitin catabolic process. NCBI's taxonomy places the organism in Eukaryota, Viridiplantae, Streptophyta, Magnoliopsida, Brassicales, Brassicaceae. Gene Ontology annotation, cellular component: extracellular region. The record is from RefSeq and is a predicted model, not a curated record. Gene Ontology annotation, molecular function: chitin binding; chitinase activity.